Portunus trituberculatus (swimming crab) is the source of this 5891-nucleotide messenger RNA. Its product is annotated as WAS/WASL-interacting protein family member 1-like. The record is from RefSeq and is a predicted model, not a curated record. Gene Ontology annotation, molecular function: actin binding. Bases 420 to 1913 code for a protein of 497 amino acids. NCBI's taxonomy places the organism in Eukaryota, Metazoa, Arthropoda, Malacostraca, Decapoda, Portunidae. The transcript has 11 exons.
GUUUGGUUGUGGUGAUGGUGGUGGUGGUGGUGGUGGUGAUGGUGAGGAAGCAGGUGUUCUGAGGCUUCACCAGUGCCAGUGCCCAUCGCUGUGUGUGGACGGUUGGUGUGUGGAGGUGCCUGAGGUGAAACGAGAUUUGCUGACUACCUGUUUAGAUUAGACCAGGAAAAGUAUAGUAAAUUUUUUCAGUAUCCACACGAACCAACAGAUUUCACAUUCAUUGGAACAACCACAGAAUUGUUCCAUGCUCAUCUUGUAAGACUUGUGGGUUAAGUGUUUGCAAAGUCACGCCUCAGCAACCCCUGAAGGAAGGUUAACAGUGUGUGGUGGUGGUGGUGGUGGUGCCUGUGUACUGGUGAGGCAGUUUUGGCAGGCAAGCAGACCACGCUGAACACUCUGGCUGGGUGAGGUGGGCGGUGAUGCCACCACCACCGCCACCGCCCGCGCCCGGAGGGCUGCGAGGGCCGCCCGCUCCUCCUCCUCCCUCUGCGAAGUUGGGUGGCGGGAGCGCGGAUCGGGGCGCCCUGCUGUCCGCCAUCAGGACCGGCAAGGCUCUCAAGAGGACUCAGACCAACGACAGGUCUGCGCCGCUCAUCGAUGGCAAGGGCAAGCCGUCAACGAAUGGAGCAGGAGGAGGAGGUGGAGGUGGCGGUGGCGGAGGAGGAGGGGGUGGAGGAAUGGGGAUGAUGAAUGGAGGAGCUCCCCAGUUGGCAGGACUCUUCGCGGGGGGCAUGCCCAAGCUGCGGCCUACGGGAAAGGGGAUUUCAACCUCACCAAGCCGGAGUGGCCCGCUGCUGCCCCCUGGGAGAAAGCCUGCGCCUGGCAUUCCCUCCGGUGACAGCACCGACUCCGAUAACACCACCAACAACAAUAACAACAGUAUACCACCUAGUCCAAAGCCUAGUAGUAAGAGCAACCCUGCACCACCACCUCCGCCACCUGCCAACCUCAAGCCCACGUUGGCUGGGGACCGGCACAACAAAGGACCUCUGCCCCCUCCCCCCACCAGCAAGCCAGCACCCCCUCGACCCCCCAUGGAUGACAGACCAGCACCUGCACCACCCUCCCCCGAUGGUGCCUUCCACCAAGCACUCCCCAGUAGGCCAGUCUUAGUGGGUAAGCCCAGUUUGGGCAACAAGCCAGCGCCUCCCAGACCUCCCAAUGGUACUAAGCCUUCUAAGCCAACGCUGCCUCCCAAAAUAACAGUACAGCCCAACGGCGACUCUCUCUCUUCCAACAAGACUGCCCGGACCAGUAGCAUGAGGGUGAACCGCUCCGACUUGCAGAACCACAGGUUUUCGGCGGAGGAGAACUUGCUGCCCUCCCGAACCUUGCCCCCCAGCCACCACCACAAGAGCUCACCAGGCCCCCCCACCAAGCCCAACACAGUUGGCCGCUACAUGGGAGUCAACAUUUCCCGUUCCAUGACCCGGCCACCCACAGAUCGGCCGCCCCCGCCCCCCAUCAGCCGGCCGAGCGUGCCCCCUCCCAGCCAGCCUCCACCGCCUCCUCCAAGCCGGGCAGCCACCGCAUCAAAGCCUGAGCCCCCCGGCUCGGCUCCACCACCACCUCCCAGCAGACACUCCUCGCAGUUAUCCCGGUCCUCAGGUAGUGAAUUUGAGAGCAAGUUCCAUUUCCACACCCUCCAUGAGUUCCCCUUGCCCAUCACCUUUUCCAGCUGCCUCAAGACCUAUCCCAGCAAGAACGUCAAGCCAAUGGGUCAGCGCAGAGCCCCACCUCCUCCUCCUGGUCCCAACCCCUCCACUGCCUCCAUGUCUUCUGCCUCUUCCCAGUCCUCCCUUCACUUCCCCACCCACACCCACACCUCUCCACCUCCCCCUCCACCCCAUGCUCCUCUCCACCUACAAGUGGGUGCCAAAAUGUAUGGCACAGAAGCAUCCUCCCACUGCUAAGGCCGGUGAGGUGCUGGGUGAGGCAGGCCAGCCGUGUGUGUCCCUUGUCCUCCUCGUGCUGGGCUAAGUGUACGUAUUUUCGGCUCUAGUGUGUGUCUGCUUGCCUAUGCAAAAUAAAAAGAUAGAAAUUAUCCAUCGUGCACAAGUGAGUGAGGCUUCAUUAAGUGAUAUCCGAAAGACACAGUUAACACCAGUAUACCUAUAAGGUAGAGACAGAGAGAGGAAGAGAGAAAGAUUUAGAUGAAGAACAGAUAGAAGUAAUUGCUUCUUCAUUUGGCUGUGGUUGAUGAUAAUGAAUCUGGUGAGUGAUGUUGGUGUCAGCAGGAGGGAAGAAGUCUUGUCUGUGUGUGCUCCAAUCACCAUCCUAGGCCAGUCUCCCACUGGGGAAGACAGCUCCAGCAUUUCCACUACACUCAUGGGAGAAGUGAAUUUUGCACUGGCACUGUGUGAAAGUGCAAAAGUAGAACUGCAUAGAAGUGCCUUCUGUAUCAUACCACAUACCUUUUGCUCGUGAUGAAUCUUGUUGAGGCCAAGUACUGACCCAUUAACACUUCUCUCUCUCUUGUUACCCGUGUGAUAACCCGAGUCAGGGUGGCAGAAGGGACGGCAGAAAGUGGAGUGUGCAAUAUUUACUAGCGCGCCGAUUGCCUGGGUUUUGUGGAAGUGGUGGAUGAUAAGAACCAGGCAGUGGGGGGAACCAUCUUCCAAAAAUAUACUUCCAAGAGUGCCAAGUUACUCCUGUUUUUUUCUUGUGUAAAUAUUGUUGAUGUUCAUGCAAUUAUCUGCUCACAUUUUGUAACCAUUGGGGUGUUAAGCCAAAAUCUAAAUAAAACCUUAAAAAAAAAAAAAAAGCGAAGGUGACAGAGUACAAGACAGUUCUUAGUUCUUUAAUGUUGACUCUGCUGAUGUUGAGGAGACCUUCGGUUACUUAGACCCUAGAUAUGUUCCUUGUUACUUAUUGAUUAAUUGAAAACUAUUCUGGUCGUUGCACUCGUGUUAUGUUUUGUGCAUUACUGCAUCAACCUGGACUAUUUUUGUAUAAUUUCAUAUUCAAAUAGAGCCAUGUUAUGUUUGUUUGUGGUCAGAAAAGUCAGCUGUCCAGUGUGAUGUCAUCUUUUGUGGAGGAAGUAAUGUGUGUGCCAUGGUAUUGUGAUGGAGACUUUAACAUACUUAAUAUAUAUAUAUAUAUUUGUUGCCUCUUUAUACAGGAUUUGCAUUUGUAGGUCAACAGAUUUUUUUCCAGCUAUCACAUGGUAAAACAACAGGAUAAGAAAGUGAAUGAAAAGUUGUUAAGAUUUACUGUAAAAGAGAAAGUUUAAUUUUGAUAUCCUUUUUUAUUCUUAACUAGAGUGUCCUCUUGGAUGGCAAGUCCUUUAACAAAAUGUUAAUUUGUCUUGAGAAGUGAUUUACAUACAUUCCUUGUAGGUGCCAGCUUUUCUGUUUGUUACAUUAGUCAUCUGUACUCUUACUUCACCAGCUCAACAUGUCUUUGCGAUUACACUUUAUUUCCACACCAAGUCUCGUAGAUGUGAAAGCCGUCAUUUGUGGACUAAGCUUUGUGAUUUGGGUAACAUAUCAAAGCUGCCACCAGCCACAGAAAUGGUGGAAGGUCUUUUGUGGUGGGAGGAAGUCUGGAAUCCCGGCAAGGACCGUGGACUGGUCGUUAGUAGUGCAGGCCGUCCAUGACUCUCUUUAUUAGACGUUCCGGGAGCAGCCAGUGCCUUGAGACAGAGGAGGGAGCUGUGGUGGAUGUCCACAGACAUCUGCCACACUCUCCUGCCUCGCCCUCUUCUUCACUAGUUCAUGCCAGCUCUUUGGGAGUGCUCACUCUUCACACCUCACACUGCUCCUUCUGUUUGCCCAUUAUUUAUGUCUUGAAUCAUAUUCAUGCAAAUCAUUGUUUUUAUACUUACAGUUACUAAUUUUGUUUGAUAUAAAAGUACCUAUUUUUUGUAGCUAUUUUAGAUAUAUAUUGUAACAUGGUCUUUGCACCAAGCCUGUGUUGCUUUGCAGGGCUGAACACUGUACUGUAUUUAUUACUAGCUGACAUGAACCUGUCUGUUGCCGGCUGUGGUGUCAAACCAUGGCAGCACAGGUGACAUCUAUACACUCUAGUCUCAUGGUGGGUGAUGCUGUGCCAGCCCUUGACUCACCCCUCUGUCCUGUGGCCCUCAAUUCUCAUAUCCUCAGUGUUGUGUGACUUAGUGAGACUUUCAGUAUGUUCAGUCAGUCCCUGGUAACCUUUCCUUCCCUCAAUGAAUGAUCCAUAUGAAUUAAAUGUCUUAAUUCACUUGGUAAUCACAAAAUUCCAAGUAGUGCACUUAUUGUAGAUUUGAAUACUUAUUAUUCCUGACUCAUACUGGGUCACUAUUUCAUUGAUAAUUGUCAGCAUAGCAUCAUGACAAAAGAUAUUGUGGGUUUUCACACAAGCAAAUAUUGCAUCAGAAUAUUGGUGCUCCUUUCAUGGAAAGCAGGUUUCGUUCCCCUGCUGUUAUGGAUUAAUGUAAUGUUAUUCAGACCACUUGCUUUCUGUAAAUCUUGAUUGAAAUUAUGUAGGAAAUAUUUCUGAAAUCUUUCACAAUACAAUCAUUAGAUGAGAACUGUUUCUAUUCAUGAUUUACAGAAAUGUUGCACUACAAGUGGCAUGGUGAAUAAGCAAGCAACAGAUUAUUUAUUUGCCUCUAGUGUGUGAUCCCUUAGUAAGUGUAGGUAGCACAUCUUAUUGAGGCUCACUUUUAGCUGUCUGACCUUUGUGAUUCACUAAAUUCACUGUGUUUUGUUGCACACAGUAAUCAGUUUCCUCCAGAUAGGUGAACUAAAAUUCUGGAGACAGUUACAGGGUGCCAGUGCAGGGCUUGAAAGCUCGUGUGCGCACGCACACACACACACACACACACACACACACACACACACACACACACACACACACACACACACACACACACACACACACACACACAUCAUAAAGUAGUGAGGGAAAGUGAAAUGGAAACAGGGUGAGGCAAGAGGUGGCAGGCAUCAUCCUCACACCCUGACACCCUCACACAGGCAGGGGGCAUGAAGUGGCAUGGGCAUUGGGAAACUAUAAGUCCUUGUCACAUUUUGGUGUUUUGAUCACUUCCUUGUUUAUAUAAUUUGCAAUGUAUAGUUUGUUGUUUGGGAAAGAUGAUUCAUGGGAAUGUGACAUUGCUACACUAGGAUAUUGAGUGCUGUUUUAACAUCAGAGAGGAUUGUAUUAGGUAGGAGCUCAGUAAGACUCCUUGUUAUAUAAAAAAUCAUAUAUAUAUAUAUAUAUAUAUAUAUAUAUAUAUAUAUAUAUAUAUAUAUAUAUAUAUAUAUAUAUAUAUAUAUAUAUAUAUAUAUAUAUAUAUAUAUAUAUAUAUAUAUAUAUAUAUAUAUAUAUAUAUAUAUAUAUAUAUAUAUAUAUAUAUAUAUAUAUAUAUAUAUUCCUUUUAAAUUAUUCUUGAAAGUAAGAAGAUUGAAUUUGCUAAAGAAAAGCAUAACUGGAUGAAAAGUUGGCACAUUAGCAGACAAGGAAGUCUUAUGCAACCAACUUAAUUUUGUAAAAAAGAUUUCACUCAUUUUCUCAAAAAGAAAAAAAGUUAUUAUUAUGGAAACAUUAUGAAGCCAGACAAGUGGAGAGUUAAGCCGAGUGUUUGGUGGGAGGCGUGGCUCCACCAAGCAUCACCAGCAUGUGAUGGUUUGUCCUGCAGCGCUGUGCUGCAUGAGCCCUGUGCACCUCUGCCCAGACCGCAACUUACUUAUCCUACACUUCAUUUGCUGUAUGAUUUACACAUCUGUUUAAAUCAUCAUACAUUCAUCAGCUUAUGUAUGUAAUAUUGACUAUUUUAAUAAUCACUAUUUUGCCAGAUCAAAAGCUGUACAUAUACAUGUAAAUAAAGCCUUUGGGUUUAGGUAAGAGCAUCCAUAUAUUAAAAGUGUUAUUAUUGUGCUAUAUUCAUAAAUACAUUACUGAGA